AAAUACAAAAUUAGCUGGGUGUGGUGGUGCAUGCCUAUAAUCCCAGCUACUUGGGAGGCUGAGGCAGGAGAAUUGCUUGAAGAUGGGAGGCAGAGGUUGUGGAGAGCCGAGAUCACGCCACUGCACUCUAGCCUGGGCAACAAGAGCGAAACUCUGUCUCAAAAAAAGAAAAAGUUUUAAUAAUUGCUGUGUUUAACAACUGGUUUGUAGCAUUCCUGAAAAUGCAACAACCAGCUCUCGUGACCUGUUUUGGUCUGGCUCCAGCAUACAACUGUGCCACUGCCUUCUCCUUUGCCCACUGUUUCCAAAUAAAUAAGCUUCUUAGUUUAGUUAACAGAUGUCCAUUUCUUAAAAAAAAAAAAAAAAAAAAAAAUCUCCUUUUCUCCCAUGAGAUGGGGUAGGGAAGAUGAACUCCCUUUUUCCUAUCCUUAGACUUCCCUGGGCAGGUGAACAAGUCACAUGGAAGUUUGGUGAGAGGCUUCACUGGGAGGCAAGAGGAUUAAAGCCUGUGUGCUCCCGAGAGCCUUCCUUGCGUCUGGCCAGCUCACUGCUGCCUUGGCAUAACUUUGGGAGGGUCAUUUUCCCCAUUUGGGAUAAGGGUGAAUGUUUACAAAGUGGAAUAGGCUGCAUUACUGCUGGUUUGUAGUUGGUGGAAAGAGGGAGAAAAGAGCCUGGCACAUUCUCUGUCCUUCCUCUCCUCUUCUUCUUUUUUUUUUUUCUUUCCUUUUCUGUUGUCACCAUCACAUUCCUUGAUGUCAUUCCUGCCAUUGUGAGCUGACAGGCCCUCCCAGCCCUGGUGGACAGCCCAUAAGUAAAUGGGGAGGAAAUGCUGGGGAGGUGGGGGCAGAUCACAUCAACAUCUUGGCAUUGGGCUGGGUCGGCGUGGAGCCCCGGAAAUGUUCCCAAGCCCAUUCUUACCAAGAACCAAUGAGUAAAAUCAGGGGCCUCCCACCUGAGGUCAGGGAACCAGGCCCUGGAAUGGAACUUGGGGUGGAAAAUGGCCUUCUUUGUCAACUGAUUCAUUCUCCAGAAUUCAAUUUGUUCUCCAACUCGGUGGUGUUUGAAAGCAACUUUAUCCAGACCCAUGCACCUGAGGCUGAUUUGCAGGUCACUAAGCCCGGGAAAUGGAGAGAUGUCUGUGAAGGGUCUGCCACCGUGAUCCUUGGGGUGACCUCCUCGGUGCCCUCCCUGCCUCUCCCCAAUGUCCUCCUGAUGGCCAAUGUUACCUGGCCCCAGGGUCCGUUUACCACCUGGAGCACACCUGGUGAUGCCCCAGUCAUCAACCUCAGCAGGCUUCUCCCCCUGAAGUAUGUGGAGCUACGAAUCUACGACCGGCUCCAGCGCAUCCUGAGGGUUAGGACGGUGACUGAAAAGAUCUACUAUCUGAAGCUCCACGAAAAACACCCAGAGAUUGUGUUUCAGUUCUGGGUCCGCUUGGUGAAAAUUCUGCAGAAAGGCCUGUCCAUCACCACCAAAGACCCGAGAAUCGAAUUCACUCACUGCCUGGUGCCCAAGAUGCCCACCAGCUCCACAGAAACAACACCUGAAAACAGCCUCCUGUCAUCCCCCCAGCCCAGCGAGUCCCUCGUGCUGCUGGCGGCUGAGCAGACCAGUGGCAGUUUCUCACAGCUCUCAGGAAAGCCCCAGCUCACAGCAGACAGGAACAAUGACACUGCCAUUGAAAUAGACAACUGGAGCAGCUACAAGAUACCCUCACCAGUGGCAUCUCCAAUCAAUUUGAAUAUACCCAUGAGAGCUGCCUUAAGCUACAGCCUCUGGGAACAAGAGGACCAGAAUGAGCACCUUCUACAAGUUCCUAUAGCCAGUUCCCUAGGAGAGCACUUGUUGGGAGCCUGACACCUAGGCAAAACGUGCUCUUCCUGGCAUAUGAGUACUUGCUACCACCUCUUAUAAUGCUCCUUUCCCACUGUCAGCCAAGUGACCUUGGGAGAGGUAAGAUGGUGUUUCCAACAAGGUGCUUCUUUACUUCCACCAAUAAACUUCCAAGUGAGUCCCUAA
Molecule: messenger RNA, 2019 nt
Organism: Pongo pygmaeus (Bornean orangutan)
Lineage: Eukaryota; Metazoa; Chordata; Mammalia; Primates; Hominidae
Gene: GARIN1A
Product: golgi associated RAB2 interactor 1A
Exons: 5
Coding region: 928-1857 (309 amino acids)
Cellular component (GO): nucleus
Source: RefSeq, a predicted model, not a curated record